Molecule: messenger RNA, 1036 nt
Organism: Botrytis sinoallii
Lineage: Eukaryota; Fungi; Ascomycota; Leotiomycetes; Helotiales; Sclerotiniaceae
Exons: 6
Coding region: 1-834 (277 amino acids)
Biological process (GO): DNA-templated transcription
Cellular component (GO): nucleus
Molecular function (GO): DNA binding; zinc ion binding
Source: RefSeq, a predicted model, not a curated record
AUGGGUCAUGGUAUUUAUCCUGCAGCGUAUCUUUCUAUCGGAGCAUGUGCGCGGUACGCAUAUGCUCUGGGCAUAAACUGUAAUAAGCGGCUAAAUGUAAGAAGGGUUCUUACGAUGUUGGAGGUGGAAGAGAGAAGAAGAGUUUGGUGGGCUAUUGUAAUUCUGGAUCGUUUCGUAAGCAUAGGAUCACCAGGGAGGCCUUUCGCAACCUCGGAUCCAAACAUAGAUGAUACAUUACCAUGCGACGACGUAGCGUGGAACCAAGGUAUCAUCAAUUCCUCCAGUUACUCUACCUUAUCCUCUCCAACCACAAGCCACAUGAGUAAAUUCGCUCUGCUAUGUCAAGCUGCGAGAUUAUUGGGCCAAGUGCUCAACCAUGUGUCUGGCGAUUCAUCUCAUGACGAUGAAUUAUGGAUGCAAUUAGAUCGGACGGUAACCUCUAUGCUUGAGGCUUCGGUGAAUGUGGAAAAUCCAGAUUGCGAUCGCAUUGCGUUUAUUUACAGCACCCUUCUAGCCCUACACACAUCAUCCCUCUCUCCACACCCAUCAAAUCCUCCAUCCCCUCUAAACCAGCACCGCGCUGAACGCAAAGCCCAACUCCUCCAACGCAUAACCCACCGAAUCAUCGCAAACAUGUCAACUCCCCAUUCCCUCUUAGGACGCGAUCCCAAAAGCAUGUCCUUAUGGGCGUUGUUUUUCGGCUACCAUAUGUGUGUUGAGCAGAUCAGAUCUAAAGAUCCAUCUUCCCACGAUAUUGUGGUUCUCGUGAGGAAGGGAUUUGAGGAGGCGGAUGUGAGAUGGAAUGUUGCUGGCGUUUUAUCUUCGGUUGCUUGAGGCGCAUGAGGUGAUGAACAGCUAUUGAGAUGCAUUAGGGAUGAAGAUGGGAAAUUUGGGAAUAGAGGAUCUCUAAUUGGGGAUUAUAUGAAUCAAGAAAACAAUGCUAUUGCUUAAGCAGGUGAUUCAAUCGUCUUGGAAUCAAGAGCCCCCAGAAUGCAUGUACUUGAUAGCUGCCAUUUUUUGGUAGUAGUGGAAUGGC